AUGGGACUUCUGGAAUCGUUAGAGAAGAAAGGCCGCGCUGCGUUCGAUCAAAUCAAACGGGAGAUUGGCAUGGGCGACAACAAGCAGCAGCAGCAGAGCUAUCCUGGUUAUCAGCAACAAUCUUACCCCGGCUAUCAGCAGCAGCAGUCUUAUCCCGGUAAUCAGCAGCAGGGUUAUCAAGGCUAUCAACAGCAACAGCAACAGCAACAGAACUGGGGACCUCCGCAGCAACAUCAACAAUGGGCACCACCACCACCAAACCACACCAAGCCGCCUCCCCAAGCCCAAUCCGCCGCAACACCACAACAACCCCAAUCAGGCAACCCAACAGACUACUGGGUCCCAAUCCUCCACUCCUCUCGCUCCGUCGCAACCGACUUCGACCACAAACUCGGCAACACCGACGGCUGGGGCAACAACGAACUCCAACACUACACCAACCUGCCCCAAAACUCCUUCUACACGCCCGACCACAAACUCGUCCUACGCGCCAUCUCACACCCCUCUGACCCGAAUCCCGCCACAAAAUACACCUCCGCUCGCCUCGUGACCCGCCAGCGCCUAGACCGUCCACGGGGCUGUCUUACCGCUACUAUAAGCAACCCAUCUGCGCCCGGGAUCUGGCCCGCGUUUUGGUUGCUGCCGGCUGAGCCCUUCCAGUGGCCUAAUGAGGGGGAGGUGGAUGUAGGCGAGUCCUGGAAUGGCGAUCCGACGAAUCAUACGUGUUUGCACUGGGGUCAUUUCAAUGGCGCCGAUAGCCAGAAGCAUCGUGUGAUUGAUACGCCGAUUCAUGAUUUGGGGCGGAGGCCGAUCAAGUAUGAGUUCGCAUGGGAGCAGGAUGAUGCGACGGGGAGAGGGAGGUACUUGUGGUGGAUUGAUGGGCGGCCGGUGAUGAAGGCGAGUAUUCCGGAUGGGUUUAGGCGGAUGCAGGAGUGGACGGUGUUGCUCAAUAUUGCCAUGGGAGGGAAUGUCUGUCAGGGGAAGACGCCCGCGGAGGGGAGCUACGACAUGGUUGUACACGAAUUGAGGAUGAGUGGCGAGUGCGAUGGGGGCUGGGGACGAUUCGAAGGGGACUGGUGGCGGGCUAAAGAGGGAAGGACGAUGUGA
Molecule: messenger RNA, 1107 nt
Organism: Cyphellophora attinorum
Lineage: Eukaryota; Fungi; Ascomycota; Eurotiomycetes; Chaetothyriales; Cyphellophoraceae
Product: Glucan endo-1,3-beta-glucosidase A1
Exons: 1
Coding region: 1-1107 (368 amino acids)
Biological process (GO): carbohydrate metabolic process
Molecular function (GO): hydrolase activity, hydrolyzing O-glycosyl compounds
Source: RefSeq, a predicted model, not a curated record